UUACGUGUUUGAGCAACAUAUGUAGGUCAUGUAAUUAACUUCAACACGUGGACAACUAGGCAAGAUUUUACCACGUUAUUUAUUGUUUGUCACUUCUAUGACAUGCUAGGUAAAUGCUGUGGUCAUAUUUGUGGUGUCAAAAUGCACUGAAAGCAACCAUUGAGUCUGACUUAUAGCUGGGUGGUCUUAGAUUCGGGUUGGCCGUUAGGUGGGGGUUAACUGUACAGGUUAACAUGUAUCUGUUGGGAUUUUUUAAACAAUUAUUGUAUAAUUAUUUCAGCGCCAGUUUAGUUCAUGUCUCCUGCAUUACAAUAAUUAUUCAUUUUAUAUACUUAUUUUGUUCAAUGUAUAAAAAAUAAAGUGAAACCUGUCUAAACCAGCCCCUGAACCGACCGGAAUCCUAUCAAAACUGGCCAAGUAUCAAGGUCUCAAAUUUCCAAAAUUCUAAAAACACGAGCCUCAUUCUGUCUAAAUCAGAUAAUUCUUAGGUCCCCGAUGUGAUUCAGUUUAAACAGGUUUCACUGUGUAUUUACUGUUAAGUAGUGUCAUAUUUUUCUUUUAUUUCAGAAUAUGUUUCUGAUAUGUAUGUGACAACAUUCCAAACCUUAAAUGCAAUAGAUUACCCUGUUACUUGGUAUGUGGUGCUGAAAAAUCAAGACAAGAGAUAUAAAUAUUAUAUUGAUGUAACUGAAACAACAAACAGUAAGAACACAUUUUCCUGCAGGCCUACUUUUGCGCAGAAAGGAAAAUCCAUCUGUAGUAUAGUUGCAUAUAAGUGUGUACACCAUGGUGAUUAUCAAGUUAAACUUAGGCAUACUGACGGAAGUUCGAGUGUGUCUAGUCAACCAUCUAACUUUAGUGUGGUGUAUGUCGAUGAUACAAAGUUCAAAUACUUCUCGAAAAUGAAACUCUCAGGAACUGAUCAAUAUUUGCAGUCACCAGAUCUAAAGUUAUACAACACAAAUAAGCGUUUGAAUUUUAGUGCCCUUGAUUUCACUAAAAAACCUAAAUUUACCUUCGAAUAUGAGUGGACAUUAAUGAUUUCAAAAUUAAAUGAUCCUGAGAUUUGCCAUCAGCUUCAAGACUUUGAAAUAGUUCAGAUACCACAGCAAAAGAAAAGUGGUCAUUUGGAGGUGCCAGCCUAUUACCUACAAGAUGGAUACUUUAGGCUCUGCGUAAAUGUUCUUCUUCACACAAAUAUAAGGAAAAAAACCUACAAAAAAUUUGCCUGUGGAUUUUUCAAGACAUUUACGUUACCUUUGGAAGUUGUCAUGGUGCCAUCUGAAUCCUAUUUGUCAGUUGAAAAUCACAAGCCAGUCAUAUUAAAUGCUUCAGCAAGUUUUGAUCCAAAUAUAGCGAAUGUAUCAGGUUCUGUGGCGAACAAAAUUAAUAUCACCUUCCAGUGGUACUGUGCAAUGCAGGAAACCAAUGCCAGCUGUAAAUUUGUAUCACGCUUAUGGCCGUCGUUUGUUCCAGACCCACUCAAGCCAAACUUGAUACCAGUCACUGACUCUGUGUUGAACAUACCAAAACGCAUCUUGACUGUGAACCAAACAUACGUACUGACUGUCAAUAUCAGCAAGCCAAAAGUACCUGGAGACAAUGCAUCAGUGACUGUCUUCAGUGCCGUUUCCAAUGUUCCAAUACUCAACAUUAGAUGUAUAUUCAACUGUAAAGAGCUUGUCAAUCCAACAGAAAUGUUGGCUCUGGAAGUGGACUGUGAGAACUGUGAAACAGAGGCUAUCAACGUGACAUCAUACCUUUGGAUGCUGUCGAGCGUCAAGUCUGGCGUCAUACCAUUUGCCGUGUGGAAAUCCAAAUCGACCACUGGCAAUAACCAGUCAUCUCAGGUGCUACUGGCUGAGGCCCUCAGCAUAUCCGCGCAAUAUGUAUUCAGACUCUCAGUUAGUACACAGAAAGGAAUAACGGAGAACGCUGAUUACAAGAUUGAGACGAACACGCCACCGGGUGGUGGGUCGUGUUUCAUCAGUCCGAAGUCAGGCCGAGCUCUGUUCACCCACUUCAAGGUCAGCUGUAGUGGCUUCACGGACAUUCAUCUGCCUCUCACCUACAACAUCUACCUGAUCAGUGAAGAUACUACAGGUCUUUCACAAGUGUUUCUUAAUAUGGAAAAUAUCAACCGAGUCUAUGUUAAUCAGUAUUUGUCGAGGUAUGGAUAUCUAAUAAUGCACCAGGCUGUUCUUCCCAUUUCAGAAAAUAUGGUGUACCAUGGUGUUAAAAGUUCUGUGGACUCUCUGAUACUUCCACAGGGGCUAAAAGAAUUAGAAUUCAAGCAAACAUUAAUAGUCAGUGUGAAAGACUCACUUGAAACCAGGACAUUAGUUUCUUUAUCUGUACAGGUUUUCAGUCCACUAGAUGGUGAUGAGGAUCGACUGAAACUGUUAGAAGAAUUUGCCAGGAACAUCACUUCUACACGUUAUAAGACAGACGACUUUCUAACACAAGCAUUGUUUGUUGUUAUCAUGCUUGGCCAAGACGAUGUGAAAACAAGUACACUGGCUAAUGAAGAGAUUGAGUCAUCGAUUCGUGAAGUGCUUAUGGAAUAUCUUAAAGAUUACGACAUAAAAGACAAAUUUGUGCUACUUCGGAUGAGUCAGAUUGUAACAGCCAUCACUUCACAAGAACAAAAGUUGUCAAAAAAUAUGGAGAAACAUGCCUUGAUUGUUGUCAACCAGCUAGCAGAUGGAUUAAAGCGUACAUCGAAGACGUUUCCUUCUCUUUCGAGACACAUUGGCUUUCUACAAUUUCAUACUGUGGAUAUGCUAGUGAACUUAGUUUCCAAGGUGGCGAAGAGUGAAUCUGUUCCAGUAUUAACUACUGAAUCCCCACCAUCAACCAGUGAAUUACCUGAGCCAACUACUGAAUUACCUGAGCCAACCACUAAAUCACCAGAAGAAAGAAAAAAGUUAAAAGCCAUGAUGCAACCUUUCCUGCAACUGUUUGAGAAACUUGGCGACACAAUGCUGAGUUCGUUUCUAUCUAAAGAUGAAGAGCCGAUAAGUAUUCAGUCUGACCAUGCCGCCAUGGCGACCAAGUGGAGCGAUACUGGCGUCGAGGAUAUCUUCCUGUCGGAGCAUGUGUUGGCAGAUGAGAACGUCCGUGGUACUUUCGCUAUGCCCAUGGCCAGCACAUUUUCCAAGUACAACAAGGAGAACAACUCGUCAGUGCAAUCUGUCGAUGUUCAGAUGCAGAUUAUAGAGAAUAACCCAUAUAUUUGGGCAGUAUCUGAAGCAAGAACCAAUUUACCAGUGAUGCAGAUUUUGAUCAAAGAUCGAGGGAAGAAAGAGACACUUAGCCUGUCAAAGCUGUCAAUUCCUGCAGAUAUUUUCAUAUCAGUAAACAUAUCCAACCUUUUGGAAAACGACCAAGUAUACACUUUGCAUGCAUCAUAUGCCAAUCAGAAAGUGUUAUCGUCAAAUGCCAUGCAGUUGGCCAUUCCACCAGUUGUAGGGAAAACUAAUAUUUUAAGGAUUUUCCCAAAGCAGACAUCAUUGAAACUGCAGGUGUUUUUGGGAACUAGGGACGUCGAAGUUAACCUGGAAAAUAUUAAACAGAAUGGAUACAGCUGGCCCAUCACAGAUAAAGCCUUGUUGACCUACAAGCUGCUAACACAGGACCCAGAGCUUCUGUUCUUGACAGAAGAUGUUCUGGGAGUGAACCAAACCAAUUUUACUGUUGGUGUCCGAGUUAAGUCUGGCCAAAAUAUUGAACACCAAGAUGGUGAAACGGGCACAGUUGCAAUUGAGUUUGGCGUUCAGACAUUCACUGCUGAAUGUUUCUACUGGAAUGAGAAGGUAGACGACUGGCGACAAGAUGGCUGCAUGGUCAGCCCUUUUACGACUCUAAAAACUCUGCACUGCUGGUGUGACCACCUGACAGCGUUUACCGGUGGAGUGUUUAUCAUACCCAACACGGUGGACCCAGUUGAAGAUAUUUAUCUCUUCCUGACAUUCUUUGAUAACCCCAUUGUUGUAACAAUGAUUGUAGGUGUUUGGAUUCUGUAUUUUAUGAUACUUUAUUGGGCACACAAAGUUGAUCAUGAAGAUUUGCAAAAGAAGGGCGUCACAUUGCUUCACGACAGCAACCCGACCAACCACUACAUGUAUCUGAUCUGCGUGGUGACCGGCUGGUGGCACGAGGCUGGGACCACCUCCAAGGUGUUUGCCUAUAUCUGUGGCCAGGACGGCAUGUCCGACCGACACGCUCUCUACGACAGCGAGAGGCAACUCUUUUCAUCGGGCGCAGAGGACUGGUUUCUUCUCAAGACAGCCGACAGUCUGGGAAAGAUUCAGUCCGUCGUUUUCUGGCACGACAAUAGUGGACACAGGCCAUCCUGGUACCUAAAAGAAGUGGUUGUCAUGGAUCUUCAGACCAAUGAGACAUGGCACUGUCUGUAUGACGACUGGCUCAGUCUCGUCAAAGGACACCAAACAGUCACUGCCGAUAUCCCGGCCAUUGAGAGCAAGACGUUUGCCAGCAGGCAUUACUACCAGUUUUCACAGAUGUCCAGCCAAAACUUACGCAGUGGACACCUGUGGAUCAGCAUCUUCUCGAAACCAGCAAUCAGCACAUUUACGCGUAAACAGCGACUCACGUGCGCCCUAUGUCUGCUUGUGUCGACAAUGCUGGCCAACAUCAUGUAUCACGGAGUUCCAAGGGACGAUCCAGCAGACCAGAUUGAUUACGGAGAUUUUCGCCUGUCGUUGUCCGACUUUCUCAUCGGAAUGCAGUGUUCCUUGAUAUUGUUUCCUAUCAACAUGAUCAUCGUCUAUCUGUUUACAUCAGUGAAACCCAGACAAAAAAAUGCACCUGUUUGUGGUGCAAAAGUGGAGAAAAGUGAUUCAGCUUCGGUAUCACCAUCUUAUUCACUAGGUUCAUUAGCUACCAAAAAGCAAGAGUCAAAGGGGAAAUGUUUUUUAAAUUUGAGUUUGCCAUGGUAUUUCCUUUAUGUUGCCUAUUUCAUAGCAAUCACAACCGCACUUAUCUGCUCCUACUUUGUGAUGCUGUAUGGACUCAAGUAUGGCUACAACAAAAGUUUAUCAUGGCUCAUUUCGUUCUUCACGUCGUUCUUCCAGAGUGCAUUAAUCAUACAACCUCUAAAAGUUUUCUUUGUGGCUUUUUUGGUGACACUGUUAUUAAAACAGCCAGUUGAGUAUAAAAGUGGAAUGUCAAAGAAAGAAUUAGAUGAAGAUGAGGAGUACUUGCACCAGGAAAUUCUUAAACGCGAAGGAAUCUUUCCUGAUGAUGACUCCAAUCAGAUGCACGAGCAUUACAUGCCGCCAUUAUCACGGAGCAGUCUUAAAGGAAUUCGCAAACGAAUCAUACUCGAACAACGAACUAGAGAAAUUCUGCUGGAAAUUAUUAUGUAUUUUACAUUUGUUGUCAUUGUCUUGAUGGUUGUGUUGGGCCACUCCGAUGUGACAGAGGCGUUCUAUGCGACCAAGGGAAUUCAUGAUAUCUUUAUUGAGGCAGUUUUUAAUGACAAUGGUGUGCCCUUUUAUGAUGUGACCAAUGCAGAAUCAAUGCUGGAAUAUCUGAAUUUGACACUUUUGAGUAAUCUCAUGUCGGACUCUCAAGGCAACGCUCUACACCAGGACUCACAUGCAUACCUUGUAGGCCGAGCCAGAUUGCGCCAAAUACGAAUACUAAAUACAGCAUCCUGUGUCAUUACUUCUAAAAUAGCUUCUAAACUGAAAUCAACAAAAGCAUGUCUUGAAGCCUUUACGACUGAUGCCAUGGACACUCAGAUUUAUGGUAAGAACUGGCGGAACAGAAUUAGUGCUAAUGAAAGCACGAUGUGGACAUACCAAUCUGGUAUUGAGCUGCAUACACUUUCAAUUAUGGGAAAACUUGCCACAUACCCUGGUGGUGGCUAUGUUCUUCAGUUUCCAAGAAAUGCUGUUUUGGCACACGAAGUUUUGGAAGACAUGAGAAACACAUCAUGGAUUGAUGAAUACACUCGUGCCGUGUUCGUGGAAUUCACGGUCUUCAACCCAAGUGUACACUUGUUUACGGUAGCGGAACUGAUUUUUGAAUUUUCAAACACGGGUUUUGUGUAUCCCUAUCAUCAAAUCUACACGUCUAACUUCUAUCACUAUCAAAAUGAGUUCGAGACAUUUGUUGCUGCUUGCGAGGUCCUCUUUGUAUUGUAUCUGGUGACUUUUACAUACUGGGAAAUCGAGAAGAUCCGCAAACUGAAAUGGGUCAAAUACUUCAGUGACUCAUGGAAUAUUGUGGAAGUCAUCAUUUUAAGUUUAUCAUACACUAUCAUCGGCCUCUUCAUAAAUCGACUGAUUAUUUGCAGUCAUUUGAUGAGCAAAUUCAGUGACUCCGAUUAUGAAAAGUUUGUCAGUUUUUAUACUCCAGCCUUUUUUGGUGCAGUUCUUAGAUAUGUUAUGGGGGUUUUAAAUUUGUUUACGAUCAUUAAGUUUUUCAAGCUUCUUCGAUUUAAUGUUCGAUUAACUUUAUUUGCACAGACAAUUAACUAUGCCAAAGGAAAGCUUGUAGCAUACAGCAUUGGUCUUAUUGGAAUAACGAUGGCAUUUUCAAUGUUUGCUCUUCUUCUCUUUGGAUACACUCUCAAAGGAUACAGAAAUUUCUCAUCAACAAUGAUAUCAAUGUUCAUUUUCAUGCUGGGGGAGUCUGAUUAUUAUGGCCUUGCAGAAGGUGAUGCCAUUCUUGGGCCUGCGUUCUUCUUUUUGUUUUCACUGACAUUUCAAUUUAUAUUUAUGCAGUAUUUUAUUACACUUCUUAUGGAUGCAUUUAAUAAAACACAGACAGACAUAGCCACAAUGAAAACAGAGGUGCACAUGCUUCAGUACAUAAUUAGAAAAUUUUAUCUGCUUUUAAUGCUUGAUAAUCAAAAACCGAAUUUAAAGAAAGCAGUAUAAUUGUUAGUGGUGAAAAUAUGUUGUUUGGAUUUUUGUUGGCUUUUUAAAAAGUUUCUUUUUGUUAUGCCAUCUUAAAUUAAAAUAUACUGAAUAGCUUUUGUGAUGAAAUAUAACACUUCAAAUUAGAUAGGAUUCAAUUUGAAACAAUUCAGCCAAUUUAAAACUCAGUUUUACAAUAUUGAAAUUCGUCUAAAUUUUAUACAUUAAUCCUUAGACAAAUGGUGUGCAUGCUUGUAUGUGUUGGUGCAUCUGUUUGAGUGUUGGUGUGUCUGUUUGUGUGUUGGUGUGUCUGUUUGUGUGUAUGUGUUGGUGUGUCUGUUUGUGUGUAUGUGUUGGUGCGUCUGUUUGUGUGUAUGUGUUGGUGCAUCUGUUUGAGUGUAUGUGUUGGUGCGUCUAUUUGAGUGUAUGUAUUGGUGUGUCUGUUUGAG
Molecule: messenger RNA, 7339 nt
Organism: Gigantopelta aegis
Lineage: Eukaryota; Metazoa; Mollusca; Gastropoda; Neomphalida; Peltospiridae
Product: polycystic kidney disease and receptor for egg jelly-related protein-like
Exons: 23
Coding region: 582-6911 (2109 amino acids)
Biological process (GO): detection of mechanical stimulus
Cellular component (GO): membrane
Molecular function (GO): protein binding; calcium ion binding; calcium channel activity
Source: RefSeq, a predicted model, not a curated record